Pedinophyceae sp. YPF-701 is the source of this 765-nucleotide messenger RNA. NCBI's taxonomy places the organism in Eukaryota, Viridiplantae, Chlorophyta, Pedinophyceae. The record is from the annotation of a GenBank genome assembly.
AUGGCCGGGGCCAUGAUCGGUGGAUUCCACGCCUCAGGAACUCUGACAAAGGACAACGUGGUGGCCGAGGGCAUCGCGACGGUGCCGGCGGCGCAGGAGGGCGGCGCGCAGGCGAUUGCGGAGCAGUGCGACGUCAUCUUUCUGGCCGUGAAGCCGUUUUAUAUGGCCCCGGUCUUGGAGGCCCUGGCGCCGCACAUCGACACCGACCGCCACCUGGUCGUGACGGUCGCCGCAGGGAUCGAGAUUGCGGACUACGAGGACGCGCUGCCCGAGGGCACGCGGUUCGUGCGGGUCAUGCCAAACACCCCCUGCCUAGUCAGGGAGGGGGUGUGUUCCUACACGCUGGGGACGAACGCGACCAAGGAGGACGGCGAGCUCAUGAAGCGCCUGCUCGAGUCCGUGGGCUUCGCGGCGGAGGUCGAGGAGCGCAUGAUUCACGGCGUCAUCGGCGUCGCCGGGUCGUGCCCGGCGUACCUUUUCGUGGUGCUUGACGCGCUGGCCGACGGGGGGGUCCAGGCGGGACUCCCCCGGGACCUCGCGCAGCGCAUGGCGGCGCAGACGAUGCUGGGCGCGGGCAAGAUGAUGCUCGAGGGGGGCCCGGGGGGGUCCGUGGGACACCCCGGGGUCCUGAAGGACGCGGUGACGUCGCCAGCGGGCACGACGAUCGAGGCGGUGGCGAGCCUCGAGCGCAACGGCGUGCGGUCCGCGUUCAUCGAGGCCGUGCGGACCGCCGCGGCGCGAUCCCGGGCCAUGGCGGACGAGUAG